Trifolium pratense (red clover) is the source of this 2185-nucleotide messenger RNA. RefSeq names its product F-box/kelch-repeat protein At1g55270. The record is from RefSeq and is a predicted model, not a curated record. The transcript is spliced from 3 exons. Gene Ontology annotation, molecular function: protein binding. Lineage: Eukaryota; Viridiplantae; Streptophyta; Magnoliopsida; Fabales; Fabaceae. The coding region runs from base 398 to 1702 and encodes 434 amino acids.
AUGAACUGCAACACAUUUAUUAAAAGAGGACCAAUGUCACAAGCUAUAUGCGUCCUUUUAACGACACUUACAUAAUUUAAUUAAUUUCGACAAAAUUCAUUACUUCAAUGAACUCAUUUUAACAUUUUUUAAAUAAAAAACUUUAAAAAACCAUUUAUUUUCUCAAAUACCAAAAAAGAAAAAUCACAUAAUUUUGUGAGGCAAAGAUUUGAGGGUUCUUUCUCAACGAAAAGUACCAGUGAUGUUUCAGAGGUAAAAAUUGAAGCUUUUUUCUUCUACUUACUAGAUCGGGAUUCAAGUUUUGGAGCUAAGAUUCAAAAGGGGUUGCGUUGAUCUGCAUCAAGAUGCUUAAUUUGCUUUGAAAAAUUCAUUUUUUCUACCUGAUUCAGCUUUUGAGAUGAACCAGUUAGUUGAAAGUUCUCAAAGGGUCUCUAGAGUUCAAGCUCCACUGGUGGACUCUGUUUCAUGCUACUGUAAAGUAGAUUCGGGACUGAAAACAGUAGCCGGGGCAAGAAAAUUUGUUCCAGGAUCAAAGAUAUGUAUCCAACCCGACAUAAACCCGAAUGCACACCGAAACAAAAACUUGCGUAGAGAAAAGACAAGAGUUCAGCCUCCUCUGCUACCUGGUCUUCCUGAUGAUCUUGCUAUUGCUUGUUUAAUUCGUGUACCUCGAGUUGAGCAUAGGAAACUGCGUUUGGUUUGCAAGAGAUGGUAUCGCCUUUUAUCUGGAAAUUUCUUUUAUUCGCUCAGGAAAAGUCUUGGAAUGGCAGAAGAAUGGGUGUAUGUCAUCAAAAGAGACCGUGAAGGAAAAAUUUCAUUGCACGCUUUUGACCCCAUCUACCAAAUAUGGCAAUCCCUUCCGCCCGUUCCUGGGGAAUAUUCUGAAGCUUUGGGAUUUGGUUGUGCUGUUCUUAGUGGUUGCCACUUGUACUUGUUUGGUGGAAGAGAUCCAUUGAAAGGAUCUAUGAGGCGUGUCAUUUUCUACAACGCUCGGACAAAUAAAUGGCAUAGAGCACCUGAUAUGCUGCGGAAACGUCAUCUGUUUGGUUCUUGUGUGAUAAAUAAUUGUCUCUACGUUGCUGGCGGGGAAUGUAAAGGAAUUCAAAGAACUCUUCGGUCUGCUGAAAUUUAUGACCCUAACAGGAACAGGUGGAGCUUUAUCUCUGAGAUGACCACUGCUAUGGUUCCCUUUAUCGGUGUUAUUCAUAAUGGCACUUGGUUUUUGAAGGGGCUCGGGUCUAAUCGCAAUGUCAUAUGUGAAUCUUAUUCACAGGAAACCGAUACCUGGACUCCUGUAAGUAAUGGAAUGGUCAACGGAUGGCGUAAUCCGAGCAUCUCACUAAAUGGUCAACUCUACGCACUUGAUUGCCAAGACGGCUGCAAGCUCAAAGUAUAUGACGGGGCGACGGAUUCAUGGAAGAAGUUUAUCGAUAGCAGGCUUCAUUUAGGUAGUUCUCGUGCUCUUGAUGCUGCUGCUCUUGUUUCCCUUAACGGAAAGCUAUGCAUUAUCCGCAACAAUAUGAGCAUCAGUCUAGUGGAUGUUUCGAGUCCAAACAAACGUGUCGAAAGCAAUCCUCACCUUUGGGAAAAUAUUGCUGGAAAGGGUCCUGUCAGGUCUUUAGUUAGAAAUUUAUGGUCGACUAUCGCAGGACGCAGUGGUUUGAAGAGUCACAUUGUUCACUGUCAAGUUCUUCAAGCCUGAGAUAUCAACAAGUUCUCUGGUAAGAUUGGUUACAAAGUUAAGGAAAUUAUUGGUUUCAGCUUAUGUUUUGUAAAGAUGAAGAUUUUGGGAAUAGAAUUGAGGACACUACUUCUCAGUCAUGAAUAGGGAGCAUAUAUUGUAAAUGUUGUUUCACUCUAAGGCUCUGGCUUUUCUUUAGUUACAAUAUAUAUUUAGGUUUUUAAGCCAUGCAUUGAUGUUGUAUAUGAAUUAUUGAAAACAACAGCAUAUCACAGUUGUAUCUUUAGUCGAGUUUAUUUACUUCAGUUAGUAGGGGGAAAGAGUAUGUCAGAUCCCAUGUUCCAGUUUGAAGACUAUAAAUGUGAACUUUGAAUUACUGAAGAAAUUUCCACGAACCUUAAGAAAUAAGUAGACUAUUUAUGAUUGUUGUAAUUUUUGGUCUCAAACUCAAUCAUCAGUUGUUUGCUUGAUUAUGAAGCCAUUUUGUGAUCUUCUCUCAUUCAA